Messenger RNA from Perognathus longimembris pacificus (Pacific pocket mouse), 1002 nucleotides. RefSeq names its product basic salivary proline-rich protein 2-like. The coding region runs from base 1 to 1002 and encodes 333 amino acids. NCBI's taxonomy places the organism in Eukaryota, Metazoa, Chordata, Mammalia, Rodentia, Heteromyidae. The transcript has 2 exons. The record is from RefSeq and is a predicted model, not a curated record.
AUGGCGCCCGGCCGGCCGGCGCCCCGCGCCUCGGUGCACCGCCCGGGCCGCCUACGCCGCCAGGCCGCCGGCCGCUGGCCUCCUGCCCGCCGUCCGCAUGGCUCCCGAUCAGCAGGUCAGGGGCGCGCCCGGGAGGACCCCGAGGCCGCCUCGGGCUCCCCGCACCAGGCAUCCAAGCACCAGGACCAAAGAACUAAACUCCGUCCGGGCCGCCCCCGGGGUCCCCCCAGCGCUUCCCAACUGCGGCCGUCUCCAGGCGUCCCGCCUCCCCCCGACGGCUGCCGGGGAGCCGGGGAGACGGACCGCGUCCUCCGCUCCCCAUUCCCGCCUCGGGCCACUCCCGGCUCCAACAGGUUCUCCCCCGAACCCAAACUUGGGCGAAGUUUCACCCCCUGCGCCUCGCGAGCCCGGGGCUCAGAGCCUCCGGCGCGGCGCGGCGCAGUCAGCGGAUCCCGAGGACCGAGUCCCGGAGUCGCCGCCGCCGCCGCCGCCGCUGGAGCCCGAGCCGGGAGGACGCAGACAAAGCCGGGAGGCCCGGCGCAGCGGCCGGCGCCGCGCUGGUGGAGGCCGCGGCGGCCAGCAGACUUACCCGGCCGGUGCGCGCCCGGGACGGCCGAGGACGGAGGAGCCGGGCCGGAGCCGCGAGCCGAGGCGGAGCGGGGCGAGCGCGGAGCGCGGCGAGCUACAGCUCCCGCCGCCCUCUCCGUGCGCCCGCCGCCUCCUCUGCCGCCGCGCCGCCCGCCGGCCCCGAGGGAGGGGGCGCGCCGGCGGCUCCACCCUCCUCCGCCCGCCCCCCGCGCCCCCUCCUUCCUGCUUGGCUCCCGGCUACCUGUCAGCUCGGCGGCGGCCGCGCGGAGAUGGGGACGCGGCGGCCGCCGAGACGCGCUCCGGAGGACCGCGCCACCCGCUCCCGGCUCGGGGACCGGGAGUCUGCCCCUGGGUCGGUCCCGGGAGGAGUGCGCCCGGCCCGCUGCGGCUGCCCAGAAGGGGGGCCCUUCCUGA